AUGCUCCUCCCCAUUGUUGCAGCAUCUGUCACAGACGAAUCUAGAACACAAGUCAUUUUCCUAGUCCAGGUCCUCACCAUUGUCUUGGAGUUUAUGGUUGGCCCUCUCGCUGCACUUCUUCUGGAAUGGAUCGGGCCUUGUCCCACUCUUGCGAUGUCAAUUCCAAUUCGGCUACUGGCUUUAUCUUUUUGGCAUUUAUCACCUAUCAAGAGUAGCAACGUCACUCACAGAGAGCAAGCAGAAUCCGUUGGCCAGUCUAGACUGUCCGCUUACCACCAGUUGCAAAAGGCAAUUGUUGACCUGAUGCACUAUGUCCGAUACGACAUGGGUACCAUUUUUACUAACCGCUCAGUCAUCGUUGAUCUGGUGGCCAUGCUUAUUGCUAAGGUUGGCCGUCCCAUAGAGGAUCUGAUGGCGCAGUUUUUAAGUGCCAAGUUCAAAUGGCCAAUUAGCAAGACCAAUAUGCUUCUUUCUAUCGGUACCGCUGCUCAAAUACCGUGGUACCUUGUUGCGCUUCCAGCUCUGAGCGGCUGGCUGCAGCGACACAAAGGUGACGCUAUUCAAGCUAACCGUGCCUUGGCCAUCAUCCUGGUGUCCUUCUUAUGGCUUGGCAUAUUGGCCAGGGGUCUAGCACCAACCAUUAACCUGUUCAUUGUUGGCGAGUAUCCAGAAGCCAGCAUUGCAUGGUGA
[Torrubiella] hemipterigena is the source of this 690-nucleotide messenger RNA. The record is from the annotation of a GenBank genome assembly. NCBI's taxonomy places the organism in Eukaryota, Fungi, Ascomycota, Sordariomycetes, Hypocreales, Clavicipitaceae.